UCGAGGACAAAGUCGUCGCUAUAUAUGGCAAAGGUACCGCUCGUGGAAUAGGUGGUGUUUAACCGACUAGUACCCACUCAAUGGAUAUCCGUUCAAUACCGUCGCUGGCUAGGAUGAGAAUAUCAUUAGUCAAAGAAUCAGAAUACCGCCUCAAACAAAGUGUCUUACUCGAUAUGACAGCCUUACUUUCAGGACAAUGGGAGAGAUGCAUUCUAUGUUCCAUCUCCAACAGUUGAUGGAUCUUCCUCGGAGUUCCUAGUUCGGUACUGAUGAUAAUAUUUUCACAAAUGGCACCGGGCCUUACGGAUAUACGGAACUGUCCGGGGAAUUCUUUGCGCAGGCUAGAGCGCAGGCAGACGCUACCAACGACUACUUUAUUCUAUGGGUUCCGCCGAUACGCUUACACGUCAAUACCCCGACCUUGUCGUUGCCUACGCCACGUGUCGUACAUGAUCGGCCUUCUGGUGACUAUUGGGCGUUGGUGUCAUCGCAGGUCUCUUCAUCCCAGCGCUUCCUUGCCAUGUUCCUUACCGUGGCUUUGGCAUAUAUUCAUGGCUCGCGGCGUUUCAUGCCCAUGAGUUGACCGGUCCUCACGCGAUAAGCAUUCAAAAACAGAUGAAAAUCGAUGACAUGGCAGAGCGAAUAGGGGAUUCUAAAUUUUUUUUUUACCAGCAAAAUGAUUUUUCUCUU
Messenger RNA from Guyanagaster necrorhizus, 690 nucleotides. RefSeq lists its product as uncharacterized. The record is from RefSeq and is a predicted model, not a curated record. The transcript has 2 exons. The coding region runs from base 270 to 578 and encodes 102 amino acids. Lineage: Eukaryota; Fungi; Basidiomycota; Agaricomycetes; Agaricales; Physalacriaceae.